Molecule: messenger RNA, 1429 nt
Organism: Punica granatum (pomegranate)
Lineage: Eukaryota; Viridiplantae; Streptophyta; Magnoliopsida; Myrtales; Lythraceae
Source: RefSeq, a predicted model, not a curated record
CGAAAAUCGAAAUCACUGAAUACGAAGUUUGCUUUCUGCUAAGGAAUCCCAUGAUGUGAAAGCUCCACCGAGCAGUCUUCAAUAAUUUCUUCAAUCCGUCAAACCACCAAAGAAUCCUCUUGCGUCGCACCCCAUCAACCGGCACCGAGGAUCUGUUCCUCUGCAGAUAACAUCCGCCCCGCCCCCCCGCCGUCGCUGGAUUCCGGCGUCAAUGUCUAGAGCUCGCGUUUACGCCGACGUGAACGUCCACCGGCCGCGGGAUUACUGGGAUUACGAGUCUCUCACCGUCCAAUGGGGCGAUCAAGAUGACUACGAGGUCGUCCGGAAAGUUGGAAGAGGAAAAUACAGUGAAGUCUUCGAAGGUAUUAAUGUCACCAACAAUGAGAAGUGCAUAAUCAAGAUCCUUAAGCCCGUCAAGAAAAAGAAGAUAAAGAGAGAGAUCAAAAUACUACAAAAUCUCUGCGGUGGCCCAAAUGUAGUGAAGCUGCUUGAUAUCGUUAGAGAUCAGCACUCAAAAACUCCCAGCUUGAUUUUUGAAUAUGUGAACAGUACAGAUUUCAAAGUUCUGUACCCUACCUUGUCAGACUAUGACAUACGCUACUAUAUUUAUGAACUUCUCAAGGCUUUAGAUUAUUGCCAUUCCCAAGGUAUAAUGCAUAGAGAUGUGAAGCCCCAUAAUGUGAUGAUUGACCACGAGCUCCGAAAGCUGCGGUUGAUCGACUGGGGUCUUGCUGAAUUCUAUCAUCCUGGUAAAGAGUACAAUGUCCGUGUGGCUUCAAGAUAUUUUAAGGGGCCUGAGCUACUUGUUGACCUUCAGGAUUAUGAUUACUCAUUGGAUUUGUGGAGUCUGGGCUGUAUGUUUGCAGGAAUGAUAUUUCGCAAGGAGCCAUUCUUUUAUGGCCAUGACAAUCAUGACCAGCUUGUCAAAAUUGCCAAGGUUCUUGGGACAGAUGAGUUGAAUGCAUAUUUGAACAAGUAUCACCUGGAGCUGGACCCACAGCUUGAAGCUCUUGUUGGAAGACACAGCAGGAAACCGUGGUCGAGAUUCAUCAAUGCAGAUAAUCAGCAUCUAGUGUCCCCAGAGGCAAUCGAUUUUCUUGAUAAGCUUCUUCGCUAUGAUCAUCAUGACAGACUUACUGCAAGGGAAGCAAUGGCACAUCCGUACUUCCACCAAGUGAGAGCUGCAGAGAAUAGUCGGAUGCGGACACAGUAACACAUUCAAUGGCUUUUACAGCAACCAUCCGGUUUCUGCAAGAGAAUCACAUUCAGGUGGGGCUCAUGUUGUCAUAUGUAUCACAAAUAGUAACUGUGUUUAUUUUUUUCUUCGACUUUUCUUGGUCGGUUUCUUUUUCUGUAUGGGAUGCUUACAGGUACUCGCUUUCUCAGGUUCCCGUUGUUAUGCUAGUCAGAUGAGUUCUUCCUUUCAAAA